This is a messenger RNA of Phasianus colchicus (ring-necked pheasant), 4336 nucleotides long. RefSeq names its product growth differentiation factor 1 (gene GDF1). Gene Ontology annotation, cellular component: extracellular region. Gene Ontology annotation, molecular function: cytokine activity; growth factor activity. The record is from RefSeq and is a predicted model, not a curated record. Lineage: Eukaryota; Metazoa; Chordata; Aves; Galliformes; Phasianidae.
UUUCUGCUGUUGUUUGCAUUGGCCCCUCCCCAUCGUUCUGCCUCAGCAGCACUGAAGGGUCCUCUGAUGCAGUGUCAGCUGAGGAGGGGAGCAUCCUCUCCUCCAUUGGCACUGCAGUAUUGGGCAUAGGGAGCCUAAAGCCAGCUCUGCUCCAGGUGCCAGCAGGCAGCAGAGGGGUGAAGCAGUGCAAUUCUGGGCCUUGCUGACCUGGAGGGGUCUCUAACUCAGAGAUGUCUGUGCUUCUCUGGAGGCUGCAGCAUGCAGCACAGUUCUCACGUGCAGGUCUUCCUGGAAACCCAGCCCUGGAGCAUUAUUCUGGCCCAAGAUGAGCCCAUGUAAGAGAGAUCUCCAGACUCUUGCCCAGCAAUGUCUGCUUGCUUGAGCAGAGAGCAGUCAAUCUCUGCUGCCUGUGCUGCUUUUCCAGGCAGCACUGACCUGAGCCUGGUGGGAGCUGGGGGCUGGGCUGGGUCACCUCAUUGCUGUGAAGCCCUGAAACGGGCUGACCCAGCACAGAGCUCCUCCUGGCCGGAAUCAGUAGGCAGUGGGAGGAUGCUGGAUGCAUCCGUUCCAGGCAUCAGAGGUUGGCUAAUUUUUUUUAUUUUUAUUUUUUUACUGUUUGAUCUCUUUUAUGUUGAUUUGACUCACUGCUGCCACGUGAGCCUCAGGGAAAGUUACAUGGUAAACUGAAAGCAAAAUGUGAUUUUGGCGUGAUGGAAACUGCCAAGCUGUGGCAGGAUGCGUCACCUUGUAAUUUCCUAGCAGAGUUUCAGAGGGCUCUAUCUGUGUGCUUUAGUUUCUUGGCUUUUGAACUGGAUUUGCAGGAAGGAGGAAAUGAAGGAAACUGAAUCUCAGAGCGUCGGUGUGCUGGGCACUGGCACUGGUUGGGUUGCAGCAUUUGCUGUGUGUGUGGCUGGGUGGGGGGACCCUGUGUGGGAAGUGGGUGCUGAUUGCUGCCUGUGCACCUGGGCUGCGGGAGGAUGGUGUGAGGUGGGAGCUGAAGGGCAGAGUUUGAAGAUGCGAUGUGCUGGAAGUUAACAGCCUUUGGAGAGAAGUGUUAAACGCUGUGAUUGAAGAGCUGAUUGGGGAGGAGGCAGUGAGAGAAUGCCUGGACUGACCAGUGUCUCCCAAAUCUGGGUGGAGUGGCCACCAGAUCCACCCUUCUCCAGGGCACAGGGAGCAGCUCAGCAUGCUGGCAGCAUUGCCACUGCAUGGAACUUCUUGUUGGACCUCAGUGGUGUGGAGAUGCAGAAGGGGAGGGAGCUCUGAGCUGCUGUUCUGCCACAGCCUCAAAGGGUUAACAGGCCCCGGGGAGCCAGGGGGGACUGUUCACACCCUCUGCCCAAUCCUGGGAAUCCCAGUGUGCUAAUUGAGCGCUAACGAGAUCAAAGGCUCCCAUCAGGCAAUCAUCACCCCCUGGCCCUGUCUUCAGUGCAGCUGGCAGUGGGUCCUGUGCACAGCGCUGCUCUUUGUCUGCGGUAGGAAAGCAGGGCGAUGUGGUCUCUCCCUGUGCGUGCCAGCUUUGGAGCCGGCCUUGCCUGGGCUCUUCUUACUGUCAGUCUGGGGAUGGAUUUAAGUUUACAGGAAAGUUUGCUGUUAAAAUCCCUGGGUCUGAGCGCGAAGCCCAGCCCCAAAAUCCCCAUUCCGGUGCCAUCCGUGCUCUGGAGGAUCUUCCAGAAGAGAAAGAGCCCUCCUGCAACAAACAGAGACCCGGUGGAUGGUUGUAGGGUGGAGGAGUUUAACGUCCCUGGGAACAUCAUCCGCGUCUUCGCUGACCAAGGCCACUUCGUUCAUAGCACGCAGCCCCAUCCGCUGCUGUGUCUGCAGAAGCGUCUGUACUUUAACCUCUCUGUGCUGGAGGAGGACGAGCGCCUGACGAUGGCUCAGCUGGAGAUCAAGUUCAGCCACAAUUUGUACCACAGCCCCGGCCGGGGGGGGGGCUUUGAGCUGAGGCUGUACCGCAGCUGCCAGGUGCCGCUGAGGGGGACGCCGUCCCUGGAGCGAGGCCGCAAGCUGCUGGUGGAGCAGUCCUUCGCCCGCCUGCACCGCUCUCUGCUCUUCAACCUGAGCGAUGUGGCAAAGGACUGGACGAUGCACAGCAGGAACCUGGGCUUGAUCCUGGAGAUCGCGGUGAGCAGAGAUGGAGCCUCAGGGCUGCCGAGCCUCUGCGCGGGCAUCGACUCGUUCCUGCAUACCUCUCUCCUGGUGGUGACCCUCAGCCAGCAGCAGUGCGGGGCAUCCAGGAGGAGGAGGAGCGCUUACAGCGUCCCGCUCACACCGAGCAACCUCUGCAAGCCCCGGCGCCUUUACAUCAGCUUCAGUGACGUUGGCUGGGAGAACUGGAUCAUCGCCCCGCAGGGCUACAUGGCCAACUACUGCCUGGGCGAGUGCCCCUUCCCCCUGACAGCUGAGCUCAACAGCACCAACCACGCCAUCCUGCAGACCAUGGUGCACUCGCUGGACCCCGAGGGGACGCCCCAGCCCUGCUGCGUGCCGGUCAGGCUCUCCCCCAUCUCCAUCCUCUACUACGACAACAGUGACAACGUGGUGCUGAGGCACUACGAGGACAUGGUGGUGGAUGAGUGUGGCUGCAGAUAGAGGAGUGGAUGUGGGUAUGGGCCGUGGGGGGCACGGAAUGAUUGAUGGAAUAAAUCCAAGUGUGAUAAAUGCCCUCUGUGCUGGUGCUUAGGGAGUUUCCUGUUGGGGCAGGGACUGGCAGAGCUCCCCUCUGUGCUGCCUUCAUGUGCAGCCAGGGAGGAGGCCUGCAUGACGGGAUGGUGACAGAGCUGGUGUAGUGGUAGUGCUGUGCUGGGUGCUCUAUCAGAGCCUGCAGGUGGUUACGGGGUUAUGAUCAGGUCUGACCCUGGGUGCUGCUCAGCCAUCCAGUGUGGAUGGCAGAGACACCAGGCUGGGAAUCCCGGCCCCCUCGUGUGCCUGGCAGAGCAGCUGCUGCUGCUGGGCUUUGUUGUUUUUGCAGCUUAUGCGAUGCAAAACGAAAUGACCCUUUUGGUGAAGUGAUGCUGGCAGGUUCAGCUGCAGCAGCUCUGGUCCAACUGCAAGAAGAGGUAUGGUGUCGUGACGCUGAGCUGGGUCGCGACUGAAUCUCUUCCCUGGGGCAGUGGAGGCUGUAGUGCUUCUGCUUCACUCCUGAGCUGGAUGUUGGUGUACUUGGAGCUGAGUUAUCUCUAGCAUUGCUUUUGCUCAUCCCCAAUGUACCUGUUGUAGAGGGUUUGUCUGCAUCAGCUUCUAUGGAGCAGCACCACGGGAGAGGUGGCUGAGGAAGGGCAGCAUGCAGGAGGGGCACGCAGUGCUCUGUGCAGCAGUCAGUGGCAUUUUGAUCCCUCCCUGAGCUCCCUCUGCUGCAGCACAGUGCUAAUUAACCUCGCUGAGUGAAGCAAUGAGCGCAGCUGGAGCCACAUGGCACUGUGCAUCAGCAGCUUUGCACAGCAGUAUUACAACCCUUGUAAUUCAGGCACCACAUGAAUAAUGUGGAUAUGCAUUUUGGGGUUAUUUUGGAUUUAUUUGGCUUGUUGUUGUUUAGUUUUUUGAGGACUUGUGGACAGAGCUGCAGCUCUUGGCUGUGGUCCUCAGGCUGUUGCAGCAGUGUGGCUGUUGCUCUUGCAGUGUUUGAUGCCCUGAACAGAAGCCCCCAGAGCAGUGCUGUGUGCUGCCCUUCCAGCAGAGGCUUUCCUGGCACCGCUGCAGCUUUGCUGUUUUUUGGGGUUGGGGGGAACAGACAAGAAAUCUGAGUUAACUUGAAUUUUUUUUUUUUUGAGCCUGACAACAUAGCCUGGACUAUUACUAUUUUUACUUUUUUUUUGUACCUGUGUUGUAUUUUGUCUCCAAGAUGUGAUGAGGUAUUGCCAAGUGCAGCUGGGCCUUCUUCCUCCAAGGAAGCACUAAGGGUUUAAACCACUGCCAGAGCUGCAGAGGAACGUCUUCCUGCAGCACCGUCCUGCUGCCGUGCCUGAACUAUGCAGCAGAAGGCUGAGUAGUUUGAGAACAGCCCUUAGCUUGGUAGGACUCACCUUGAGCUUCCCCACAUCCAGCAGUAACCCCUAACAUAGUGCAGAGAAAGCAGGUUUUAAGAGCUUUGAGUGGGGCAUAACCCAGCAGGAACUCUUUCUUUCCAAAUUAAAAUGGGAGGGAUUCACAAACCACUCCUUUCCUUUUGGUACUUGGCUAGAGCAGACUGAGGGAUGCAGAGCUGUUAUUGGAGCCGGGCUGAGCACCCACCCAGGAUCUGCAUUUGCUUCCCCACGUCCGCUCUGCUUGCCCCACACUUUUGUACCAGUCUGUGUUUAAAGGAAGUAAUAAACUUGAAGUUUCUACAAUCAUA